Molecule: messenger RNA, 1275 nt
Organism: Entamoeba invadens IP1
Lineage: Eukaryota; Evosea; Mastigamoebida; Endamoebidae
Exons: 1
Coding region: 1-1275 (424 amino acids)
Source: RefSeq, a predicted model, not a curated record
AUGAGUACAUUAGAUCCAUACCACAUGAUGGUUGUAUCAAAAUACUUUACAAAAAUAAGUGAUUUUAUACACAUUGAAUUGACGUGCAAAAAGUAUGUAAACAACAUGGAGAAGUUCCACACGAAUCCAAUUCCGGUUGAUAAGAAGACAAUUCAUUUUUUUCCAAAUCUUGAGACUUUUAACAUUUGGUCGAGAGAAACUGAAUUAUUUGGAAAUGACAUAUUUACAGGGGCGUGGGUCAAGAAACAGAGUCGAAUUACUUUCUAUAAGAUUAACGUGUGGUUUGCAGUGGAUUACACAUUUACUCAAACCCACAAGACCGAAAUAUUUGUGUUUAAAAAUGUGAUUUACACCAUAUCAGACAGAAAAAAAUACGGCGAUUUUAUUCCAGACAACAUCAGGGCGUUAGGGGACAAAUGUUUUUCUAUGUCAACCGCGAAGGAAGUUUGUGUACCAAACGCAGUCAGUUUUAUAUCACAUGGGUGUUUCUACAAAUGCAAUUCAUUGACUUCAGUGACCCUUCCACGAACAUUGCAAAAACUUGAACACAACACUUUUGCGAUGUGCAGUUCAAUUUCUUCUGUGGACAUCCCAAAAGGUGUCAUAGCAAUUGAUGAUUUUUGUUUCAAAGAAUGCACAGCACUGUCGUCAAUAGAAUUUCCUGAGAAUAUCUCUGUUAUCUCCAAAAGUUGUUGCGAAAAUUGUUAUAAGUUAUCAAGUGUUAUAUUUCCACCACAUUUGGAAUCGAUCAACGAGUGUGCUUUUUGCGAGUGUUCGACUUUGAGUUCAAUUAAAAAUUUUGAGUGCAAUUCCUGUGUUGGAGACAAAGUGUUUUACAAAUGCGUGAAUUUAACAACAGUGGAAAUUAAAGGGAAAAUUAAAAGCUUUGGUAGCUAUUGCUUUGGUAUGUGUAAGUCGCUUGUCAUAAUAAAACUGCCAGAAAGUGUGACUGAACUUCAUUUUGGGUGUUUCAAUGGAUGUACAAGUUUAUGUUCUAUAACAUUGCCAGAACAAUUGAAAGAUAUUCCUGAUUAUUGUUUUGGAGAAUGUAUAAAACUAAGCGAGUUUGUUAUACCUAGCAAUGUCAGUUCCCUUGGUGAAAUGGCGUUUUCACGUUGUGUUUCUUUAAAGGGAGUUGUCAUAUCAACUAGUGUUAAGAAAAUAGAAUCGAAAUGUUUUUGUGGAUGCACUUCUUUGAUAAUUACAAUGCCAAAAAUAAAAAUACAACUUGGGAAAAACUGCUUUGAAAAAUGUAAAAAGAUUAUCAAAAAAUAA